GGGAAGAGGAGGAGAGGAGAGGAGUGCACUUGGAAACUCAACUUAGUUUUCCUAAAGCGAGAACUUCAGGUGGAAUCUACUUGGUUACCGUCGACCAUUGGAUCACUCCAGAACUCCCAGUACGGGAAAUACUUGGGUAGGAAUGCGACUGUGCAUCACUUCCGGCUAAAUCUCACACUAGGUUUGAUCCAGAGAUCAGACAUUGAUUCAGAGGAUAAUCUGUGAGAAACUGCACUGCAGUUCAGCUUGUGACAAGUUAUGGGUAGAAGCUAACAGGCUGCUCUGUAGUACUUUGGAAAGAAGAUUCCUAGAAGAAACUCGGAGUUUCUGCUUAUCUACAGAUUACCUGCUGCACUGAACUGCCAUGGAAUUAUGAUGGAUCCAGAAACUGAGGUGCUGUACCAGCUUUUGGCAGAAGUGCAGCUAGAGCGAUUUUUCCUGAAGAUCCGCGAUGAACUCAAUGUGACGCGUAUUGAACACCUGGAUUAUGUCAAAGACACAGACUUGGAACAGAUAGGCAUCAGGAAACCAGGGCAAAGACGAUUAUGGGAAGCAGUCAAGCGUUAUAAAACAAACAUGCGGCCACGGUCAUGGAUGGCCAAGGUCUUUCCUGGCCGUGGACCAGAAGGAGGUGACCAGUCGAGUGGUGGUGCCCCUGGUCCAGGGUCAGAUGUGGUACGAGCUCUUCCCUGCCUUAUCCAGGAUAGUGAGCUGAUGUUUGGGGACAGGCUGGGCUCAGGCUCCUUUGGAGUGGUGAAAAAGGCAGAGUGGCAUACGCCUACUGGACGAGUGUUGCCUGUAGCAGUGAAGACUCUCAGGACCAAUAUGUCCAGGGAGGCAGAUCUAGUAACAGACUUUCUGCAGGAGGUCACUAUCAUGCAAUCUCUAGAACAUCUCAAUAUUAUCCGUCUCUAUGGUGUGGUACUCACCCAGCCUCUAAAGAUGGUGACGGAGCUGGCUCCUUUGGGUUCUCUGUAUGACAUGGUCCGCAUGCGGCGGGGCAAUUUCCCGCUGGCUCGUCUCUGGCUCUUCAGCACUCAAAUUGCUGCAGGAAUGGAGUAUUUGGAGUCACGUCAUUUCAUUCACAGAGAUCUGGCAGCCCGGAAUGUGCUUCUGGCCUCCAAAGAACUGGUGAAGAUUGGAGACUUUGGUCUUAUGAGGGGCUUGGGUCGUGACAAAGACCACUACAUCAUGGGAGCCCACAGACGCAUCCCUUUUGCUUGGUGUGCUCCUGAGAGUUUGCGUGUGGGCUUUUUCUCACAUGCCUCAGAUGUCUGGAUGUAUGGCGUUGUACUAUGGGAGAUGUUCACUUACUGUGAGGAGCCCUGGCUUGGGCUGUCUGGAAGACAGAUCCUGUUUCGUGUGGAGCGGGAGGGAGAGCGCUUGCCAAAGCCUCCUGACUGUCCUCAGGAGCUCUACAGUUUGAUGCGGAAAUGCUGGGCCUGCAAUCCAACAGAUCGGCCCACGUUUGCCCAGCUCACUGCUUUGGUGGCUGAGGCUCAGCCUCUGGAAGUGCGUGCAGUACGGGAUUUUGCAGAGGCCAGAAAGCUCACUCUGCAGGUCAAUGAUGCAGUGACUGUCAUAGACCAUGGGCUGGAUUUGUGUGAGUGGAAGGGUCAAAACCAGAGGACGCUAAGUAUCGGUUGGUUUCCUCCAACACUGACCGCUUCCUUCGGUCCUAAUUCUGGAGCUGGUUUAAUUUCUACGCCAGUCAAAGGAAGCUUAAAGCACACUGCACAUGGAGACAUCAAUCCAGAUUGCAGCUGGGGAAGGCCAGAACGAUUGGAUGACCCUGGAAACUGGAGAGCUCCUUUGGUGAAGGAGAAGCAAGAAUCCAAUCUAAAGAAAAUGGCAGGAAUGUCCCGCAGUCUAGAAUCCCUCAUGGGCUUCCCUCAGAGCAAUGGUAACUUUGUUCAGCGAGUUAACGAACAAAAACACAUCUCUGCUUUACUUGUCCAAGACCCUCGCAGGUUCAGUCAUGCGAGUGGUGUCAUCCCUCCUCCACGGCCACCACCACCCAACUUCAAACGCACAAAGCCUCAGAACGUGAUUUGUGAACGGCGAGUAGCAGGAAAUCCAGGCCCUGCUCCUUGGCCUCUUCUUCCUCCCCCACAUCUGCAGUUCCAACCACAGCAACAGACUAGAGGUGGUAGUAACCUAACCAAGAUGGCUCAUCUGGCCAAAUCAAGCCCCCAGCUCGAUAGUGAUAUGGAGAGAGAAAGAGAACGAGAGAAGGUACAGGAAAGGUACCCACCACAACAGAUCCAGGUAGAUAAGGAGACCCUCAAAGCACAGGUUCAGGCAGCGGUACAUGGAGUAACUCUUGAAGAAGUUCAGAAAGCUCUACAACGCAAUGAAUGGAAUCCAAUGAGGGCAGAGCAACAGCUGAAAGCAGAGCAGCUUUACCAUAUGAACCAGUGCUCUCGAGAGGACUGCCAUAAGAUACUAGCUCGCUACAAUUGGGACCUGCAGCAGGCCAGCCGUUUCGUUAUCCGCAUGGCUACUGAGAGGCGCAGUGACAGACCUUAGAAAUGAGAUGAUGUGAUGUUUUUCAGUCAGACAUCUCCGGAAAGAGAUUCUCUAUGAGCUACACUUCAGGCUUCAAGGGGCCUGUGCCAAACCGCAAAAGGGGAGCAUCAUUGAACUGCCUUGUUGACCACUGUAGUGCUGUUCUCUCUCUGUGGUUGACUCAUUCCCAUCUAUUAGAGGUCCUAGUCGAACACCACCUUCAGAUAUAGAAGCUUCAGACUUGGUAACUCAUUUUAGUAAUCUGUAUUAGUCCCGUUUUUUGGAGAAAAAAAAAAGUGCAUCAUGCAGGAGCAGGAUUUCUGAAUCAUCACCUUUGAGAAAAAAGAUAAGGUUCUUUGCUACGCACCUUGCUACAUGAGUAAACAGUUAACACCUAGUCCUGCCCUAUUACCUGUUUGAAAGUGGCUGAUUCAGUUAUACAUUUUGUGGAAGAUGUGUUCUGAGCUAGAACUUGUUUCGACAUGAAUUAAAAGCUGCUUGCUUAUCCAAGUCUAUAUGUACAAGUAUGUAGCAACUCAGCAUUGCCCCCUGCCGGUUGAAUGAGUGAGUCAGGUACAUUCAAUAAACAUAUAUAGAUCCACCAAUAGUGAAUUACUCAGUAUCAGCAAUCAUAAUAAAAAUGAAGGAUUUUUUUUUUUUUUUUUACAUUUUACUUCAGUAUAAUUCAAGCAAAGGAUGUUCAAGAGAGGGUGGAACAGAAAUUGUGGACUGUUUACAAUUUUAUAUAUAGAAAAUGUAGUUCGUUUAACUGCUUUUAUUGAGUAUGUAAUAGGUUAAUAGAAAUGAAUUGAGAUGUGUAGCUUUUUAUCUGAAUCUGUGUUUAAUUAAAACUAAUACUUAUAUGAAUGUACUUUGAUAACAGUAGACAGACUUGUGGUAGGGUGUCAUCAAUUCUGACUCCUUAUAUCAUUUGCCAUGCAAUUUUUUUCUCUUUUUUUUUUUUUUUUUUGUAAGCACUGAAAUGGUAUGCUUUUCAUUCUUUGUGGGUGCAGAGUGUUGUAGACGUCUUUGAAUAUCCAUCAGCACAAAAAUAUAGGUGUGUGUGUGUUUUUAUUUAUAUAUAUAUAUAUAUAUAUAUAUAUAUAUAUAUAUAUAUAUAUAUAUAUAUAUAUA
This is a messenger RNA of Neoarius graeffei (lesser salmon catfish), 3642 nucleotides long. It is a transcript of the gene tnk1, whose product is annotated as tyrosine kinase, non-receptor, 1. The transcript has 14 exons. NCBI's taxonomy places the organism in Eukaryota, Metazoa, Chordata, Actinopteri, Siluriformes, Ariidae. The record is from RefSeq and is a predicted model, not a curated record. The coding region runs from base 373 to 2529 and encodes 718 amino acids. Gene Ontology annotation, biological process: cell surface receptor protein tyrosine kinase signaling pathway; protein phosphorylation; multicellular organism development. Gene Ontology annotation, molecular function: ATP binding; transmembrane receptor protein tyrosine kinase activity. Gene Ontology annotation, cellular component: signaling receptor complex.